Molecule: messenger RNA, 2959 nt
Organism: Eublepharis macularius
Lineage: Eukaryota; Metazoa; Chordata; Lepidosauria; Squamata; Eublepharidae
Gene: ATG4C
Product: autophagy related 4C cysteine peptidase
Exons: 11
Coding region: 350-1729 (459 amino acids)
Molecular function (GO): protein-phosphatidylethanolamide deconjugating activity
Source: RefSeq, a predicted model, not a curated record
ACGGCAAGCAGAGUAGGUCAAAAGGAUCGCUGGCGGAACGAGAGGAAAGGGGUUAGUGGGUUUUGUCUCCUACUCCUUCCCCCCUCCCGUAUUUUGGCUCCGAUGUACUGGAUAAGGGUGAAUUCGAUGAGUGGGGACAUUGACAAGUCCUGAUUCCUCAGGAUAUGAGUUCACCAACACAGCUCCCCACUUGAAACUGUCUUCAUGGAUUCCUGAGGGGUCCUUCGGUAAUGGAAGAACUACAUCUUUCAGAUCAGGAGUCUUGGUAUUUGGGAUUCCCUAUAUAGGGAGCAGUAGCAAAAAUUAGUGCCUUUCAAGACAGUGAUGGCUGUUCCUCUUGAAUGGGAAUAUGGAGGCCGCAGGGACAGAUGAAGUUGAGAAAAUAAAAUCAAAAUUUAUGUCUGCAUGGCACAAUGUGAAAUACAGCUGGGUAUUGAAAACAAAAACUUACUUUAGCAGAAAUUCUCCUGUCUUUUUGCUGGGAAAAUGUUACCACUUCAAGACUGAUGAACCAAGUGAACUGUCACAAAAUGGAUCAGAUUAUGAUAUUAAUGAUGAAAUAAUUUCUAGAAAUGUUGAAGAGUUCCGUAAAGACUUUAUUUCUAGAGUAUGGCUGACAUACAGAGAAGAAUUUCCGCAGAUCAAAGGCUCAGCAUUAACAACCGACUGUGGCUGGGGUUGUACCCUCAGGACUGGCCAGAUGCUUCUAGCUCAAGGACUUAUUGUUCACUUUCUUGGCAGAGACUGGACCUGGCCAGAUGCAUUGGUCAUUGAAAAUUUAGAUUCUGAAUCAUGGACCAGCUAUACAGUAAAAAAGCUCACUGCAUCACUUGAAGCAUCAUUUACAGGCGAGAGAGAAUGCAAGGACCAGUUAAACCAUCAUAAAAAAGUCCCAAAAGAGGUUUGGAAAAACAGAGAAAUGAAAGAUGAACACUGCCACCGAAAAAUAAUCUCUUGGUUUGGUGAUUCCCCACUUGCAAAUUUUGGCUUGCAUCGACUGAUAGAAUAUGGAAACAAAUCUGGAAAAAUAGCAGGAGAUUGGUAUGGGCCAGCUGUUGUAGCACAUCUUUUAAGAAAAGCUGUUGAGGAAUCAAGAGACCCUGAGUUACAAGGAAUUACAGUGUAUGUUGCUCAAGACUGCACAGUUUACAAAUCUGAUGUUAUUGACAAACAGUGCUCUUUCACGGAUCCUGAAAAAACAGAUACCAAAGCUGUAAUUAUAUUAAUUCCUGUGAGACUUGGUGGUGAAAGAACCAACAUGGAAUAUCUAGAGUUUGUGAAGGGAAUUUUGAGUCUUGAGUACUGCAUUGGUAUUAUUGGCGGCAAACCUAAGCAGUCAUACUACUUUGCUGGAUUUCAAGAUGACAGUUUGAUUUACAUGGAUCCUCAUUACUGCCAGUCUUUUGUAGAUGUCAGCGUAAAGGAUUUCCCCCUUGAGUCAUUUCACUGUCCUUCACCCAAAAAGAUGUGUUUUAAGAAAAUGGAUCCUAGCUGCACUAUAGGGUUAUAUUGUCAAAAUGUGCAGGACUUUGAGAGGGCAUCUGAAGAAAUAACUAAGAUUCUGAAAUCCUCUUCUAAGGAGAAAUAUCCCUUGUUUACCUUUGUAAAUGGACAUUCUAGAGAUUAUGAUUUUGUGAUGAGUCCAGUCCGGGAAGAGAGAACCCUUUUCUCUGAGGAUGAUAAUAAAAAACUGAAACGUUUUAGUACUGAGGAGUUUGUCUUGCUGUGAGAACAUUUUUUGCUAGAGUAUUGGCAGCUUUCCAGGAGACCAUUUACCCUUUGAAAAUACAUGGACAAACAACACCGACCAUGGUAUAUUUUCUUGAUGUUUUAAACUUUGUUAUGUAGUUGUAGUCUUGAAGUGCCCAUUGUAAAUGUAUAAAAUGAAUUAUUUUCCUUGAUGGUAGAUGAAUAUAAUGAAACAUUCUGGUAAAGACAGAUGAUACUGUACCAGUCUAGGUAUAAUAGUAUUUGAUGUUGUGCCAGGCUUGCUCACAAGAUGCUUUAUGCUAUUUUAUGUAGAUUCUAGCCAUUCCAGAUUCAUUUCAGUUCUUGACAACAGCCUGAUCACACGAUUCAUUACAUUUAGGCUGAUUUAUUUGUGAUAUGCAGCUCUGGAAGGUUUGUGGUAUAUCAGUUCUCCAAAUAUUGUGGCAAACACUGAUUUGGCUGCAUCAGUCAACCUUCUUGAGGGCAACCAUAUACCCGAGGGCCUCUGUGAAGUGGCCCAAUAUAACUUGUUUGGCACGUUUGCCAUAUUCAACCAAGUCUGGUGAGAGCAAGUGCUCAAGAUACCUUCUUGUUUGUAACUUAAGUUUAACUUCAAGCUAGAACUAGUUAAUAAAACCUAUUGUUUAGUUUGUUUUUCUGCCUGAGCCCUGAUAUUGCUUAAUAAUCAUGAAAUUCCAAGCUCACAAUGCAUUUUGCUCAGAGAUGUAUCUCUAUCAGCAGUAUUUUUUAAUAGUAAUACUGAUGCAAUUAGGUAAGCAGAGUAGCGAGUUAAGGUGCUGUUUAGCAAUAUGAUCUUAUAAUGACUACUCAUUAAGCUUGUAGUUGAACCUUAAUAGGAGGAGGUAAUAAUGUAUUGGCUUCCCCCCCACCCACAAUUUUAAAAGGUAUGUUACUAAUAUUAAAUUGCAACCAAUCAUAAUACACAAAAACAAUUAUUAGAUGUGAGCUGAAUUUUGUUUCCUGUAUCCAAAUACAAUUUGGAUGCCUACAUUAUUAACAGUGUAGCUUUUAAAUAAAAGCAUUUCACUAUAGAGUUGGGAGACAAUAGCAAAUUGGCUUGGAGGUAAUAUUCUGUUUCGUGAUAUUUCUUGUUACUGUUCAUUUACAAGUACUAAUCAUCUAAUUUUCAAUAGAGACCUAAUAUAUAAAUUUUUAACAGCAGAAACAGCAUACAGCAUGUGAACAUAAUGGAAAAGAUAACUAUUGCUUUAAUAAAAGGGUGAAAAUA